Messenger RNA from Camellia sinensis, 1294 nucleotides. Lineage: Eukaryota; Viridiplantae; Streptophyta; Magnoliopsida; Ericales; Theaceae. The record is from RefSeq and is a predicted model, not a curated record.
CCUUCUUUUACAAACACACACUUGAGCUUUGGUAUCUCAAUUCAAAAACAAAACAACAAAAUAAAACAAAACACGGGAGAGAGAGAGAGAGAGGCAGAUCGGCAGAGUGAGUCCCAGAAAGAACAAACUAGGAUGGGGAGAGCUCCUUGUUGUGAGAAGAUGGGACUGAAGAAAGGGCCAUGGACAGCUGAAGAAGAUCAACUUUUGAUCGCUUUCAUACGACAACACGGCCAUGGAAACUGGCGUGCUCUUCCUAAGCAAGCUGGCCUAUUGAGAUGUGGAAAAAGUUGCAGACUGAGGUGGACGAACUACCUGAAACCAGACAUUAAGAGAGGGAAUUUUAAUAAAGAAGAAGAGGAUACAAUCAUCAACUUACACGAAAUGCUUGGGAAUAGAUGGUCUGCAAUCGCAGCAAGAUUAUCGGGUCGGACCGACAAUGAGAUUAAAAAUGUUUGGCACACCCACUUGAAGAAAAGGCUCAAAAAUUAUCAAAGCACCUCCAACACCAAAGGACAAACAGUGACAGAGCCCAAAUGUGAUUCCAAUUCCUCAGGUGAAUCCAACACCUUGAAUUCGGGUUUUGAGAGUUCUGAGUAUGCAUCAGUUUCCCCACAAGAUUCUUCUAGUCAACUCUCAUCGGUCACAGACUUAGCUGGCUUACCAAACAACGUAGUCAUUAAGGAUGAAUCAAUGGACACAUCUGAGACAUUUCCUCAAAUUGAUGAAAGUUUUUGGUCCGAAGAAUUAUCAACCGGCAAUUCCACCAUGCAAUCGGAUUUUGCUGGUUUCGCCGAGGAGUUACAAUUUCAAUUUCCAUUUCCAUUAUCUCCAUCAAUGGCAGCUUCUAUUGGUACAAUGGAACAUGUCAAUGAGUACAACUUCAAUAUUGAUGAUGACAUGGAGUUUUGGUACAACCUUCUCAUUAAAGCUGGUGGUUUACCAGAAUUAUCAAAAAUUUGAGCAGUAUUUUUCUUUGUAUUAAAUGUAGCAAAUAUUAGAAAAUUUGAAUAUUCUUGAUACAUUUGACCGUUAAAGAGGAGUUGAGAUCCUCCCCUUGCGCUCCCUCCUCACAUCCCUACUUGCAACGGUGAAGAUGCACUUUGAGUUGAUCUAAUGGUUCAUACUUGAUUAUUUAAAAAUAAAAAAAUAAUAAAACAAAUUCAAAUUUACUUUUUCCGCUCAAAUCUAGACCAUUAGAUGAACUCAAAAUGUAUCUCCACCAUUGCAAGUAAGGAGGUAAGGAGAGAGCACAAGAAGAGGAUCUAAACUCGUUAAAGAGGGGAGCGGCAAAGUC